This is a messenger RNA of Porites evermanni, 5249 nucleotides long. NCBI's taxonomy places the organism in Eukaryota, Metazoa, Cnidaria, Anthozoa, Scleractinia, Poritidae. The record is from the annotation of a GenBank genome assembly.
CAUACUUCAGGGACUUUCUGCACUGAAGAAAGGAAAACAAUCUCGCGUGCAUAAUGUCGAUGACAUUUGUAUCUGGACGACAGCGAACAGAGCCAACUCAACAGACAGUCCAGUCGGUACGAAAUCAUGUUACUUUUAACAUUUUAAACAGUAAGCUUAUAAGCAGUGAACUAGAAGCGCACGUUGCUCAUUGACAAACAAGAUGACAUGACCGUCCAAUCUUAUGAUAAAAGUAAAGAGUUUGUGCAUUGUUUGGAAUAUUAUUGUUUUUUACAGAUGGUUGGUUUAUCUAAAAAAAUUCUUUAAUCUUUCAGCUACUAGAUGAGAAUUCACAGCUUAUUCAGGUAUAAUAUAAAGUAAACUUAAGCCUACAGAUUUCAAUUGAAAUUUGUUGUUUGAAGGUAGUUUUGAUUCAGCAUCAUACAAAUUACAGUGAGUUUAUAUGUCGUCUUGUUUUUACUUGGUAAAAUUUUUUUGUUUUGUUUUUUAUUUGCUAUUUGUUCUUAUUGACUCUCUUAAAACUAAAACGAAAGUAAUUAUUUAUCACCGACUCUCGCCACCGAAAGUCUAAUAUGUUAAUCAGAUUUGCAAGGGAAAUAACCACCCCCAACGACAGGGGAAACAUUUGAAAAGCUAUUCUUUAUUGAUCCAAAAUCAGCUGAGAAAGAAUGCAAAUCAAUAACAGGAUGGAGAACUAUAGAGGAAAAGAAAGCAUUAAAAUGUUCAACUUCUUAAUUAGUUGACUAAAAUGUUUUGAUUUCUCAUGUAAACUAUGGGUUGAAAUGUGUUUACCUUAAUUUUGGUUUUACCUCCAGGCUAUUGUGGAUUACCAAAAUAAAGGAAAGGCAUAUGAAUGCACACAGUAAGUAUGGCAGAAAAUGUAAUAAGAAUAAUGAUCAUUGUGAUGAGUAUCACAAUUUAGCAUUAUUUCAUACAAUAUUGUUGCUCUUGUUCUUGAACAUUCAUUCCAGCCUUCUUGAUUUAAUUAGGAGUUUCCUGAUUUGAGUUGCUACCUCUUUCUCUGUCGAUUUUUCAAACACACUGCUGAUUUCUGGAGAAAGGAGAGAAAAAACUAAAAUGAAAAAUUUGGAGUUUGUUUUUAGCAACAAAUGGACUGUCUAGCGUAGAGAAGGCAGUGAUGGUAGGACUGGAUAAGAAUGUUAUCCAGAGGCCCCAAGUACAAUGACUGGCCUGAAAACUAGCUGGAUUUCCUCUCAGUAGUCCUUAGUUCAGAUUCUCAUUCAUGCUUGUAAAUGGCCUACUGGUUUGUCAUUAACCAUUUGAGAUUCUUAACUCUGUCACACUUAUUUGAAUUAUUUGGCCCUAUUGUUGGUUAUUCAUCCCACUACCGUUCGGUGUAUAAACACUGCCGAAGGUGGAUAAAAAAGAUACUUGUAAAUAUUAUUUUAACAGUAAAAAUGUUGCUAAAACAUGACAUGUGACCAUGUAGAGUCAUGAUCAAUUCUUCAUGGGGUAGAAUAAUUAUAUUCUGAUGAACAUGUCUUACAAACACCCCUCUCUUACAAACGUAACCAGUGCCAUUGGCAAAAUAAGUCUCCCUAUUUUCUGUAUUUUAGGGUUGAAAUGUCUAUUGCUAUGAUCAUUUCUUUCUUUUAAAGGAGAAGUUAAAAGACUGAGAUUUUCUACUGGCAUAAGUCAAAAUAAGGAAGUGAUGAAUUGAUGUUUAAAAAUGAUAUUUAUAUUAACAUGCUUUGUAGUGACAAUCCAAUUUCCUAAGUACAGUGGAACCCCACCCUACGGAUUCUUGCGUAAUAGCCUUAGGGACACCCGUAUAUAAUGAACAGUUUCAUUUGUCCCAACAAAAAGCUCCUUUUUUUUUUCUUAAUUGACCUGCUUAAUAUGGACAACAGACAGUUGCGUGUGUCGUGAGUCACAAACUUUCUAUUUAUUGUCAGCUCAGGUGCUUUGUGGACAAUGAUUAGCUGUGCACUGUUUAUGACUGAACUUUUUAAAAAAGGAUCUGUCUAAUAUUCAGUCCACCUGGCUGAGUUGAAAACUAAAAGCAUCAGUACAAAGUCACAGAUUCCAUUGACAUGUUUCGUGAACAACACUUAAAACUAGAGGUAAUUUUAGACCAAGACCAUGAUAAAUGAUCAUAAGUUAUCAUUAGGAUGAACUUCAUACAGUCACAGUUAAGUAAUUAAGCAAGGUUUUCUGUUUUCUUUAGUCUAAAUAUUGAUAAAAACAUGUAUCUGUGAGGUUAUUUUUUUCUGUGAGCCCACUUAGUACUGACACCUGAAUAAUAAGGACACUAUGGCAUGUCCCCUUGAUGUAACCACCACUGUGGUGUUAUUUUAUAGCUUCACUAAUCAUUGUGGAUCUACUUUUUGUCCUUAGAUACCAGCAACUCUUGCACCGCAAUCUAGUGUACCUUGCUACAUUAGCUGACUCCACUCAAAGCAUGCAGAACACCAUUCCUGUAUGUGCUCAUUAAUAGUACAGUUACAGAUAAUGUGCUUAUUUAGGGGGGCCUUCAUAAAGAGGGGGUUGGGGGUAGACUGUAAGUAGGACUUGUCCUCCUAUUUGGUUUCCAGUUAGGGGAUUAAGACAUGCACCCUAUUGCAUGGAUGGAGUUUUUGUUCGUACAAUAUCUGUAAAGAUUUUACCAAUUAAAUUAAUGUAGAUGUAAAAGUAGAUGUAUUGUCAAUUUUUAAAUGGCUGUAAAAACAGUGUUGCAACCAAUUUUAUAAUUAUACUCCUGUAAUCCUAAAUGGAAAGGGUUGACAUCUGAAAUCACCAAAUUAGUAAUGGUAACAGGACUGAGUGGAGUCCAAUUCGGUCUGUAAUCAUACGAGUGAUUAACAAAAUCGGACGACCACGUAGCGGGAGUCCGAUUUGUUUAAUCACGAGUAUGAUUACAGACCGAAUUGGACGACACAAAGUUCUGUUACCAAUUAAUCGUAACUUUAACAAAAUUUGUGAUAUAAUAGGCUAUUUUUUAAAUUAAAACACAAGAAAUUCGAAAUUUUGUUAUGCUAGCAGUGAAAAAAAAAGCCAUUUAAGUGCGCGCGUGAUGGCGCGUACUGUCCAAUUACUUAGGCAUGAGGCGUACUGUCCUAUUAACUGUCCAAUUAAGGCUGAAAUCAGGGCAGUUGAUAGCCAAUCAGAUUUGACAAUUUUGUUAUAGUUAUGAUUAUUAUUAUAACAGGCCCCAGGUGCACAGGGAAGUUCCACAAUGAAGACACCUCCGGUUUCAGUUACCCCACCUACAGGCUCUGGUAUGUUACAACCAGGUGUACCAGACAUGACACCCAACUCCAGCUCAUCUACAGACAUGAUGUCAAAUGCACCGGUAAUGAACAGUGGAAUGCCAUCAGGCAUGAACGAUCCUAUGAAGUCUAACAUGCCGUCACAGCUUGGAGGAAUGACUGGUCCCACCUCAGCAGGUUAUGGUGCCAGCUCUGUUAGUGGGAUGGGACAGUCCACUUCAUCUCCCCCUCAGCUGCAACAUCCACCUAUGACAGUGCAGAGUCAUAUGGGGUAUCCUAACCCUCCUCAGACCCAGCCAGGCCGACCUAUUGCCCCACCCCCAAUGUCAGCAUCCAUGGGUAAUUUACCUCCUCAGGUGCCAAUUCAAUCCCAUGCCCCACCCAUGGGUCAACAUAUGUUGUCCCAGAACCAGCAGCAAUCACAACAGUACAUGAUGCAGCAGCGGCAGCUCUCAUAUAGACAAGGAGCACCCCAACAGGUCUGUUAUGUUUUAUGUUUCGUUUAAUCUGCUAUCAGGGAGCCCUGUCAUCAAGGGCCGGGCGACGGGGAUUCCCCCGGCUACUGUAAACAUGGUCCCCGGCUACAUGUACUUUCAUAGGAAAAUAGAGAAAAAAUAUAACCAAAAGAAAUCAAUAGCUUUUGAUACCCCACCUAGUCCUUGUAUUUAGCUGGCAACUUGAAAUCUUAGUGACAGCCCUGUGCUAUCAUUUUCACAUUCUAAUCAGGUUUUUCUCCAGAAAACAUCCUAUAGCCUUCAAGGAGAGGAUGAUUUCAUGGUUUCCUCCCUCAUUUCCACUGCCCAAAGCUGAGGCCUAUGGGUUGCUGUAUUAUACUGACCUCAGAGGAAAUAUUUUUAUUAAGACUGACAGGUUUUUUUAGAUUGGCAUAUAUUUAAAAUCGUCAUCUAGCAGCCAGAUUGUUUGCUGUGAUUGGGAAUGAUGUUUUAGUUCUCAUGAUUUUUAUGAGAGUCAGUAAUAACUUUGUUGGUGGAAAACAUUACAUUUUACAGCAGGCGACAGCUGUUAUAAUCACAAUGUUAAAAAUAUAAGGUUGAAAAUACAUGUACAUGACUGUUUAGUAAACAGUUAAAUUGAAUGGUAGAUUAAGGUUCCAGAUGAAAUCAAGCCAUACAAGAUAACUGUAAAAUGUCUAAGUUUAUGUCAGAAAAAAAGCAUACACUAUAGUUUGUGGGAACAGCCGUUCCUCACUGCUCCUCACCACUGGGGACUCGGCGACAGAAAUACCAUACUGAUGACGUAAAUCAGUGUUUAUAUAAUAAAUCGGGUUGUCAUGGGGUUCCAAAUGCAAAAUUUGUUCAAUUUUGUGUUUCUCCUGGUUGAUUUUGGUAAAGUGUUGUGUUCUUCUGCGAACGAGCUGCAGCAAAACUCAAAUGCUUCUUCUAGAGAAGAAUAUAUUCCACAAAUUUUGACUGUUUUCUUAUAGUUUCAGCGCAUUUGCAUUUGACCUUUGUAGCCUUUUGUCUUUUGUCUCUCGUUCGUAAAUAAUAGCUAAAAUUUAUUUUACUACUCCAUCCUCCAAUCAGCACUUAUGACCGGAUUCUGGACAGAUUUUACAUCAUCAUAUGGAAUUUCUUUGCUGAGAUGUUCCUCCGCGCGAAACAUCACCAACGGAGAGGAGCAAGGAGAAAUGGCCGUUUUCGCAGGCUACAUACUCCACUCGGAUGUUCAAAAUAAGUAUUUCUUGAUUUUGUAUCCUAGAUGCCUCAGCAGCAGCAGCAGCAGCAGUCUCUAUCACACAGUCACCCUGGAUAUGGCCCUCCAACAACAGUAGCAAUGCCAUCAGGCAACAUGAUGCCAGGUUACCCUCAACAACCACAGCAACCACAAAGAUACAAUCCGUACAGACCUCCUCCCCAACAGCAAGGCUUGUCACACAUGCCGUACCCUGCACAACAACAGCCAACACCUAUGCAGGGACAAUCUGUCAUGGGUCAACCGUCACCUAUGGGACAAGCACCUGUAGGACAGUCACCAAUGCAACAGCCACCUCUAGUGUGA